Molecule: messenger RNA, 279 nt
Organism: Talaromyces marneffei
Lineage: Eukaryota; Fungi; Ascomycota; Eurotiomycetes; Eurotiales; Trichocomaceae
Exons: 1
Coding region: 1-279 (92 amino acids)
Source: RefSeq, a predicted model, not a curated record
AUGGCCACCCCGAAAUACAGCAUCCCCGGGGAAUUCAAGGAUCAGCUUCGCUUCGUCGAUGCUGCCGACACUCGCUCCGAUGACAAAAUCCUCGAUUCCCUACGAGAAGCAGCCCCGCUGGGUCCAUCAGAGAAGAAUACAUGGGCCUUCUGGGACUCUGUAGUCAAUAACAUGCCCGACUGGACCCGUCGUAAUGUCAUAACUGGGCUCGUCUAUGCGGCCCGUCAUGGACAAUUCGAAUCCUCGAUAGGGUUCCCAACUCUCCCAAUAAUGCAUUAA